CCCCCUAAGCGAGGCGGGGUCCGCAGGUGUGUCCCGCUGUGGGUCGGGGCGCGGGGGGUGGAGUUCGACUGGCGGCACCUGCAGAUGGGGCUGGACUCCAACAUCAGCCUGGUGCGUCACGUGGCGGCGGCGGCGCUGCUCUGGGCUUCGGGGCGUCACGACCUGCCCCCCCGGCUCCGCCUGCCCCUGGGGGGGCUGCUGGCCGCCGCCGCCUACGAGGGCUUCCUCACCGGGUGGGCGGGGCAAGCGCUGGGGCUGGGCCCGUGGGGGGCUCUGGGGCUGCGGGCGCUGGGGGCGGCGGCCUUGGGGCUGGGGGCUCUCCGGCUGCUCGUCCCCCUCCUGCCCCCCCCCUGAAUUAAAGGCACCUAUAAGAGA
Phalacrocorax carbo (great cormorant) is the source of this 375-nucleotide messenger RNA. The record is from RefSeq and is a predicted model, not a curated record. NCBI's taxonomy places the organism in Eukaryota, Metazoa, Chordata, Aves, Suliformes, Phalacrocoracidae.